CUUGGUUUAUAUAACUGAAAUAUUUCCUGCUGCCUUCCUUCUGUAAUCGGAGGUGUAACGUAAAGAACAUAGGAGCUGAACUGUCUACGUAAUCACGCAGUAUUUCCGUUUACCUGAGGUGGAACUAUAGUAACAGUUGAGUAGCUAUGGCAACGUGCUGUCUCGUGGCUAAAUCUGCACUGUGGGGAGUAGCCUUGAUAAUUCUCUGUGGAAGCUUAAAUGUAACAGGGUUCGCGUGGCAGAGACCAGGGUGCUAUAAAGUUGGCCACACUCGUCAUAUCAGUAUUCCUGACUGCAUGGAGUUUGAUAUUACUACGAAUGCUUGUCGAGGCUACUGUGUAUCAUAUUCCAUACCCUCUACAGAGGAGACUUUGAGAAUAAACUCGAACCAGGCAGUGACUUCAAUUGGACAGUGUUGUAACAUUAUGGAAACAGAAGAUGUGAAAGUCAAAGUGAUGUGUUUGGAAGGUCCCAGAGACCUAGUCUUCAAGUCUGCUAGGACCUGCGAUUGUUUCCACUGUAAGAAAGACUAGGGGAUUAGCUGUGUUUGUGAAGAUCCAUGACUGACGGAAAACAGAGUAUUUUCAAACUACAUGUAUCUUAGUGUUCUUGUAAAAUAGUGACACCAAGACUUCUUAAACCUUUUACCUGAUCUAGUGUGCAUCAUGAAAAAAAUAUAUACAUAUUCUAAAUUAUUUAACAAUUAGAUUGUUUACUAAAGUUGGGCCGGUUCAAAAAGGAUUGAAUAAUUUAAUAUAACUAGAACGAGUUAACAUGACCUUGAAAGUUAUUAAUCAAAUACUUGUUCUGAAAAUUUUGAAGAAUUUACAUAUAUACAUAUAAUUUACAUACACAUAUAUAUCUCUGCUGUAUUAUAAGGUUUUUAAAUUAAUUCAUUUUACUGUUGCAUAACACCUUAUCUGUUUUACUUCAAAAUCAAUGCGAAAACAAAUAAAACACCCUUUUCAUCUAAUCCUGAAAGCCUGUGAAUACUCUGGUACCACUAAAUUAAAAAUUGAUGAGAUAACAGGGAUGUAAAUUAUCAUACGGAGACUGGAUUAAUGUUAAUUGUCUUUCCUUCAUUAAAAACAUAUAGCAACGUAUUACUGUUAGUAAUAAUAAAAGUUUAUUCUAUUUCACUAAUAUCAAUGUACGUAUAAGUGCGUCUGGAUAAAAACAAGAGAACUUGCGGCUUUAAUUAUGUAUGUCGUAGUUAAAUAUUACCACGAAUGUUUGAAAUUUGGAUAAAUAUACUCGUAUCAAA
Messenger RNA from Limulus polyphemus (Atlantic horseshoe crab), 1264 nucleotides. Its product is annotated as thyrostimulin alpha-2 subunit-like. Lineage: Eukaryota; Metazoa; Arthropoda; Merostomata; Xiphosura; Limulidae. The record is from RefSeq and is a predicted model, not a curated record. The transcript is spliced from 4 exons. Gene Ontology annotation, molecular function: hormone receptor binding. Gene Ontology annotation, biological process: cell surface receptor signaling pathway. Bases 147 to 533 code for a protein of 128 amino acids.